Molecule: messenger RNA, 1802 nt
Organism: Prorocentrum cordatum
Lineage: Eukaryota; Dinophyceae; Prorocentrales; Prorocentraceae
Source: the annotation of a GenBank genome assembly
CCAAGAAGGGCCCGAGAGCGCCCAAGAUGUUCCGAGACGGCCCUCCGUAGCCACUUUGGCUCAAGCCUGUCGGGCUCUUGGACUGCGCCGCUUCUCAGCGCACAUCGCACGUCGGAUACCGCACCACCAGUUUUGUCCAGAUGCCGAUGGCGCUGCUGCUGGUACUCUGCACCCCCUUGGCUAGUGCCGUCCGCCUGAGCAUCAGGAGCGAGACGGACCACAGCGCCGCCUCGCGUGCCCAGGUGCAGGCCUCGGCUGCUUCGGCGGAGGCCAUGCAGUACUUCCGCAGGCUCGAGGCCGCGUCGUCCAGGAGGCCGGUGCUCGUGCCUCCGGGCGACGUCCGCAGGGCGGAGGUCUCCAGGCCUUCCAGCGAGCACCGCUCCAGCCUCCUGGGCCUGGACUCAAGCCAGGCGCACAGGGUGGCGGGGGAGUUCCAGCCUUCGGCGGAGUUCCAGGCCGAGGGCGCGGUGGACGCGUCGGGGCGGCAGUCGCAGGGGUACAGCCAGGGCUCCGAGCUGCCGUGGGGCGUCGGGUCGCCACGGACCGGCGACUCGCUGCCGAUCGCCCAUUACUCGGCCAUGCCUUUCAUGGAUUUCCCCAAAGAGAUCGAGUACAGCCUGGAGACGGGCGACAACGUUCAGAGCUUCAGCAGCGCCUCGCAGGACGUGAAGCUCAUCACGCAGGUGCUGGAGAACGUCACCAACGGCUUCUACCUUGAUUCCAACGGGGGCGAUGGUGAGAAGAACAGCAACACGCUCUUGCUCGAGCUCACAGGCUGGCGCGGCCUGAUCUUAGAGCCCCGUGUGUACGAGUUUGUGACCUUGUGGGGCAAGUUCCGGAAGGCGUGGUUGUUUCUUGGGGCCAUGUCUCCGCACGAGAACGCUACGAAGAUCGGAUUCGCCCAGGAUGGCACGAUCGACAUGUUGAGCGGGCACAAGAUCCACGCCUACGCUUUGCCGAGGUUUCUCGAAGAGAUGGGCGGCAGGAGAAGCAUCGACUUCUGGAGCCUGAGCACUGGUGGGUACGAGGCGGAGGUCCUCAACGAGACCUUGCUUAACUCGGGGAAGAACAUCGAGAUCGGCGUAAUCCUGGUUAAGUUCGACGGCCGUCGCACUGGUCGUGGCGAUCAGUCUUUUGUUCAAGCUAGGUCCAAGGAUGACACUGAAGAGCUAGUCUUUGAGAUCAUGCACAACGCCAGCUUCAAGUACAUCGGAGGUCUCGAUGCGUAUUGGAUCAAUUACGUCGAGCCGCGUUUCCACUACAAGGACGCUGUGUUCGUGAACCCCUCAUACUUCCAGGUGCGGGACAUCCCGACCCCGCAAUCGAUCAAGGCUGCACCCCCUCCCCCGCUGAGCUACCCCCUGGCCGACCACGACUGGCUCGGCUUCAGCUCCUGGGACUCGGGCUACUCCGCCGACGAGGAGGUCCAGAGGAUCACGGCAUACAUGGAGAAGGCGAAGCGGGACGCCACUGCAGCGGAGCCAGUGGCGAAGGCCCACCGCGUGGAGCCGUCGAGGCUGGUCGGCGUCGAGUGAGCGGCGGCCUCGCAAGUGCGGGGCGGGGCUUCGCCUCCGUCCGCUCGCGGCUGCCCGCGGCGAGUGGCGCCCGCGCCCGCGGCGACGUGCGCUCGCGGCCGCCGCCGAGGGCCUCGCAGGCCGCUGCGGCCCAGCCCGCGCGGGCACCACUGCGUUUUGUUUUUGCACCGGUGCGUUUUGGCACUGGUGCGCCCUUUUGGCAUUGGUGCGGUCCCGCUGGCACGGAAGCCUGGGUGAGAUGUCCCAACUCUCUCUUAGGGCUCGGAA